AUGAAGACCUCCACAGCUGCCCUUGCUGGACUUUUUGUGGCUGUCCUCUGCUACCAGGUCUCCUCUUCUCCAAUUUCUCUGGACUUUCUUGGUCCCUGCUGCAUCAAAUAUGUCCCCAAAGAGCUUCCCUCAAAACUCGUGGUGAGCUAUGAGUACACAGGCAGCCACUGCUUCCAGCCAGCCGUGAUAUUUACCACAGUCAAAGACAAGAAGGUCUGUGGCAAACUCAGUGAUAAGUGGGUCCAGGACCUUGUGAAUCCACAGAAGGACAGGAAAGGCAGUGGAUGA
Messenger RNA from Merops nubicus (carmine bee-eater), 288 nucleotides. Its product is annotated as C-C motif chemokine 4 homolog. The coding region runs from base 1 to 288 and encodes 95 amino acids. The transcript is spliced from 3 exons. The record is from RefSeq and is a predicted model, not a curated record. Gene Ontology annotation, molecular function: chemokine activity; CCR chemokine receptor binding. Gene Ontology annotation, cellular component: extracellular region. Gene Ontology annotation, biological process: cellular response to tumor necrosis factor; monocyte chemotaxis; chemokine-mediated signaling pathway. NCBI's taxonomy places the organism in Eukaryota, Metazoa, Chordata, Aves, Coraciiformes, Meropidae.